CUGUUGAGCCGCGGCGUGUCAGCGGGGUAUAUUUCCGUUUCGAGAGCAGCAGAGCGGAAGUAGCAGGAUGUUGGGGGAUUUGCUGUUGUUCGGGACUCUGUUGGUCAAUGCCGGAGCAGUGUUAAAUUUCAGGCUGAAGAAGAAAGAGAGUCAGAGUUUUGGUGAAGAAGGAAGAGAACCAACAACAGGUGAUAAUAUCAGGGAGUUCCUGUUGAGCUUAAGAUACUUUCGGAUCUUCAUUGCACUGUGGAAUAUUUUCAUGAUGUUUUGCAUGAUUGUGCUGUUUGGAUCUUAAACAACUUUGACUGAACUGACAACAACACACAUUAACCUUUGGCAAAUUGCAGACGACUUCCAAUUGGAAAUAUAAAAUACUCCUAAGUAAAAGAUUUGACAUCAUUUUAGUAUUGAGUCCCGGCUUAUUUUUACUACAAAUAUCAAAGGAACAUUCAUCAUUCCCCCUUUUUCCCUGUUCUUGUUUCCCCCCCUAGUUUUUGUUUCUUUUGUUAUUUGGUUAAUGAACGAAUGAACUUUCAGCCUUGUGAAGGGGUACUUGGGUUAUGCUUGCAGGCAUGACAACCAUGGAGAACAGAGCUUUUAUGUGAAGAUACGAAGAAAUGUAGGAAGAAAUGUAUGUUGAAACUUCGACACAAGUACAAAAAUGGCAUUGCAGUGCAUGCUUUAUCAGUCAUUGGAUUUAAAUUUAGCCUUUAGCCCCACUAAAAGAAAAAAUAGGUUUAUGAUAGGAGAACAUGAUAAAAACUAUUUUGUUUUGAGUAUAAAUGAGGAAAAAAAAGCUAUAGUCCUCUUUGUCUUAAAGAAGUGUUUCUCAAUCUUAGCAAAUUUAAAGUGGGUGGACUUCAACUCCCAGCAAGGCUGGCUAAAGAAUUCUGGGAAUUCAAAUCCCAGCAAGUUCAAUUCCCAGCAAGGAUUACUGGGGAAUUUGGGGUGUUAAAAGUCCAUCCAUCUUGCCAAGGUUGAGAAACUUUAAAGCCGGGGUGUCAAGCUGGCAGCCUGCAGGCUGGAUGCAUCACGCACAGGCCAUGCCCAUCCCAGUUCCGUAAAAGGAAAAAACGUGAUACGUCACGUGACAGCAACGUGACACCGCAAGUUUGACACCUGUGCUUUAAAGUAACACCAUGCAGGUAGUCCUGCACUUAUGAUCACAACUGGGCCCCAAAUUUCUAUUGCUAAGCAAGACAAUUACUGAGUUUUGCCCCAUUUUACAACCUACCUUUCCACAAUUAUUAGAUGAAUUGCUACAGUUGUUAGUAACAUGGUUAAGUGAAUCUGGUUCCCCACUGACUAUACUUGUCAGAAGGUCACAAAAAGCGAUCGCAUGAUCCCGGGACACUUCAACCAUCAUAAAUGCAUGCCAGUUGCCAAGUGUCUGAAUUUUGGACAUUGACCACAGGGAUGCUGCAAUGGUUAUGAAAAACCAUAAGUCACCUUUUUCAGUGCCAUUGUAAUUUUGAAUGGUCUCUAAAUGAAUGGUUGUAAAUCAAGGACUAUAUAGUAUUUAAGAAUCUGCAUUCCAUUCUUUGCUGACCAGGAAACAAUUUACACUAAGUAUUCCUGAUCAGGAAAGAGUGAUGCAGAAAAUAAGUUGAUGCCCAAAAGCAGUUUGAGUGGAAAGUUGUGAACUGUGCAAGACCUGUUAUAUGACACUCUGCCAAAGGAGAAUAGCUGAUUAUAUACCUUUUUCUUGUAAUAGUUAAUUGGAGUAGACCCAAGUGGUUAGCCAGCACAAAUAACUGAGGGGACAUCAAUAUCUAAAGCAGUUAAUAAUGCUUAAAAUGGGAUGAUAUCCCUGGGAGGUGAAUCUAUGAAACCAUCUUUCUAUUGAAUAUCUGGAGAUUUUAUGUAUGAGAUCUUGUGUAUGAAGAGAUUGUCUGAACAUCUGGGCUCAAAGUUCUAGUGAAAUAAACAUAAUUGUAUACUUUC
This is a messenger RNA of Ahaetulla prasina, 1944 nucleotides long. It is a transcript of the gene SMIM7, whose product is annotated as small integral membrane protein 7. Bases 68 to 295 code for a protein of 75 amino acids. Lineage: Eukaryota; Metazoa; Chordata; Lepidosauria; Squamata; Colubridae. The transcript is spliced from 5 exons. The record is from RefSeq and is a predicted model, not a curated record.